AUGACACCUACUAGUACUUCAACUGAAAGAUCGCAACAGCAAUCGAAGCUUAUCGACUCACUCCCCCCUCAUAAUGUCGAGCCCUUGUGGACGGUCAUGUCGGCUAUGGUACCACCAGUCCCUCAGCCCAAAGCCAUCCCCAAUGUCUGGAAUUACAAGGAAUUAAGACCUCUUCUUCUAGAAUCUGGUCGAGUGGUAAAUGAACAUGAAGCAGAAAGACGGGUUUUGAUGCUGAUUAACCCUGCUUUGACAGCUCCUCAAACCACUGACACUCUUUAUGCUGGAUUACAACUUAUCAAUCCUGGAGAGACUGCUCCAGCUCACAGGCAUCAGGCAUUUGCCUUGAGAUUUAUUAUUGAAGGCUCCGGCGGCUUCACCGCUGUAGAGGGCAAGAAACUGUACAUGGAACGUGGAGACGUGAUUCUGACUCCAAGAUGGGAGUGGCAUGAUCACGGUAAAGAAGGCGAGGGUCCUAUGAUCUGGCUCGAUGGUCUUGAUUUGCCCAUGUUUCAAUCCAUUCCUGUAAACUUUGCUGAAGGAUACGCCGAAAAGCGUUAUCCAAGUACUCCCGAAGUUGGAGAUUCGCCCAUCAAGUAUCCUUGGGCCGAAGUUCAGAAGACUUUGGACAGCAGUUCAUCGUCUCACGCUAUUUAUAACUAUGUCUCGAAAGUCAAGGGAAAGCAAGGGAAGCACUUGUCCACUAUCAUUGGCGCUCAGGCUGAGAGAAUCAGUCCCUCUUCUUCUUCUCCAUUGAGACAAGAGAGCAGCUCUUUCAUUGUUCACGUGUACUCCGGCAAGGGAUACACCGUUGUAAACCACAAUGAACAGGAACAGAAACUCAUUUGGAACCAGCAUGAUACCUUUUGUAUCCCAAGUUGGGUAAAAUUCCAACACUUCAAUCACUCGGACGACGAACAAGCCUAUCUGUUCAGUUACUCAGACACUCCUCUUCUUGAAAACCUCGCCCUCCACCGUGUGGCUAAAUUUGACUAG
Molecule: messenger RNA, 993 nt
Organism: Sugiyamaella lignohabitans
Lineage: Eukaryota; Fungi; Ascomycota; Dipodascomycetes; Dipodascales; Trichomonascaceae
Exons: 1
Coding region: 1-993 (330 amino acids)
Molecular function (GO): dioxygenase activity
Source: RefSeq, a predicted model, not a curated record